This is a messenger RNA of Armigeres subalbatus, 843 nucleotides long. RefSeq names its product major facilitator superfamily domain-containing protein 8-like. The record is from RefSeq and is a predicted model, not a curated record. Gene Ontology annotation, biological process: transmembrane transport. Gene Ontology annotation, molecular function: transmembrane transporter activity. Bases 1 to 843 code for a protein of 280 amino acids. Gene Ontology annotation, cellular component: lysosomal membrane. The transcript is spliced from 2 exons. NCBI's taxonomy places the organism in Eukaryota, Metazoa, Arthropoda, Insecta, Diptera, Culicidae.
AUGGGACUGCUUAAAAAUUGGUGGUCUCUCGAGCAACCCGAAAGUAAUCGAGCUCUGGGCUUGGAAACGCCGGUGCAAUACAAGGAGCGAUGGAUAUCCAUCAGAGUGUUCUAUUGUUUAGGUUUUUUGAUAUACUUCACGUUCAGUGCUGUCGUUACUUCAUUAUGGCCGUAUUUGAAAACAUUAGACCCAGAAGCCGACAAACAAUUUCUUACCUACAUUCUUGCGUUGCCUUCGUUUAUGCAACUUGUAUUCAGUCCAGUUUUUGGUUGGUGGAGCAACAGAAUAUCAUCGGCUAGGAUCCCGAUUGUCGUUAGUUUGGUGUCCUUCAUUUGCGGACAUGUGCUGUACGCAGUGAUGGAAGACAUUCCGGUGUACCGCAAGGAAAUUCUGAUGAUGUCACGAGCCAUGGCAGGGUUGGUGACUGCCGCAACUGCUAUCAAUCGAGCAUACAUAUCAUCCGCCACGACAGUUGCAGAAAGGACUAUGACAGUGUCACACGUGAAUCUUGGCAAUACGUUGGGCUUAUUGGCGGGAUCUGCUUUCCAGCCGAUCGUAUCCUUCUUGGGAAAAAAAGGAUUCUGCCUUUUAGGAUUCAUUCGGCUCAAUAUGUUUUCAACAGUAGGAUGGAUAGGCGUAAUUUUUGGGUUCUUCGUGUUUGCGCUAAUGAUGCCAUGUGUCUUCCAAGAGCAUCAUAUCGCAGUAAAGGAGGUUAUGAUGAACAAUGGAGAGCUGAAGGACGGCUCAAAACUUCCUGUCGAACGACUCCAUUAUCAACCAAUAGUUUUAACACUGGUUGCAUUUGCUUCUAUAAUGUACGGUCAUACUACAUUUAAUUCGUAA